This is a messenger RNA of Malurus melanocephalus (red-backed fairy wren), 744 nucleotides long. RefSeq lists its product as uncharacterized. The transcript is spliced from 2 exons. Lineage: Eukaryota; Metazoa; Chordata; Aves; Passeriformes; Maluridae. The coding region runs from base 25 to 744 and encodes 239 amino acids. The record is from RefSeq and is a predicted model, not a curated record.
UCAGUUUGCUCUCAGGUUCCUGGGAUGGACCCCCAGGCAGUGCUCCCUGCAGAUCCUCUCGUGAUGGAAACCCCCCAGAAGUUCUUCCUGCGGGUCAAAUGGAAACUGCAGCAGCAGCAAAAAGCUAUUCCACCUUCAGCCCCAAGCCAGCAGAAUAUUCCUCCUCCCACAACUACAGAGAGGCCUUUUGUGAAAGCUGCUUGUGCUGAGCAGCCAGMGCCUCCAGAGCGUGUGGACUCUGAUAAGGACGAUGUGGAUGUUUUCCUUGUGGAAUCCAUAGAAAUGGAUGCUGAUUGUGAAAUGUCUCAAAACAGCGUGACUGCUCCUGUGGAAGUCAACUCCAUCUCUUGGGAAAAUGGGCAUCAGGAAAAAGAAGGGUGGGGAAAUGGAGAAGCAAAACGUGCAGAGCUUCAUGAAGAGAGAAGAGAGUUGGAGCCCAGUGAAAACCCAACUGCUGCAGCAGUGGAAAAGGAGAUCAAUCCUGAAGAGUCCCCACAGCACAUCUGUGACAUCGAGCUGUCCUCUCCUAUCCACAUUCCGAGGAGGCAGAGGGUGACACAAGACCCCAAGGACCCCCUGGAUAAACCUCGGAGCGAUCAGCCUGCUGGCAAAGCUCACAAAAAGGUGGGAGAAAUUCAUCCUUUAGGGAAAARGAGAAAUCCUCUGGGCUGCAUGUUGCUCAGUUAUUCUUUUUCUUGUCAAAAACAKUGGCGCUCAGAGGAGAAUAAACUGUUAUUUCAUUAG